Messenger RNA from Musa acuminata AAA Group (dessert banana), 4679 nucleotides. RefSeq names its product mediator of RNA polymerase II transcription subunit 14-like. Gene Ontology annotation, cellular component: core mediator complex; mediator complex. Gene Ontology annotation, biological process: regulation of transcription by RNA polymerase II. Gene Ontology annotation, molecular function: transcription coregulator activity. The record is from RefSeq and is a predicted model, not a curated record. The transcript is spliced from 6 exons. Lineage: Eukaryota; Viridiplantae; Streptophyta; Magnoliopsida; Zingiberales; Musaceae. The coding region runs from base 197 to 1960 and encodes 587 amino acids.
CGUGUAGUAGACAAGAAAUAUUUAUCUGGGGGCAAAACAAAAGAAAUGAUUUCCCCACCGGUUAAUUUGAGACAAGAAGUCUGCCCUCGUUAUCGUUUGAGAUUAUACUGAGCUUCUUACGGACCCACUGUUUUCCUCCAAUUGCAUAGCAGGUAUGAUUUGCGAGUAUUAAAUCAGAUGUAAGAAAAAUAUUUUUAUGAUGAAGUUGCGGCCACAUAGAUCACAUGUGGACCAACCAACCCUUUCCCCCAUUCCUGUUUGUCGUAAGCCCAAACCCGCACGCUCCAAAUACCCUGCCUUUCUCUCCGUGCGGGUCGCGGAUCCUCUCUCUCUCUCUCUCCGGUCUUUGCACACUGUAUUUGGUCGCUUCCUCCGCCCUCGAACGCCAGAAAACAUCAAUUGGAGCUGCGAAUUCGAUCUCGCCUUCCUUCGCUUUGCAUCCGCGGCGCCCGGAUUCGAGCCCGGCCGUCGAAACCCUAGCGCGCCCCCCCUCCGCCCCACACUUUGGGCGCCGGAGCGGAGGGCGAUGGCGGCGGAACUGGGGCAGCAGACGGUGGAGUUCUCCGCCCUUGUGCGACGAGCCGCGGAGGAUUCCUACCUCGCCCUCAAAGAGCUGGUGGAGCGGUCCCGGGCGCCGGAGGACCAGCGAUCCGACUCCGAGAAGAAGAUAGACCUCCUCAAGUUCAUCGCCAAGACUCGGCAGCGGAUGCUCCGCCUCCAUGUGCUCGCCAAGUGGUGCCGACAGGUACCAUUGAUUCAGUAUUGCCAACAACUUGCAGCAACACUUUCCAGCCAUGAUACUUGUUUUACCCAAACAGCAGAUUCAUUAUUUUACAUGCAUGAAGGACUGCAGCAUGCACGUGCUCCUAUAUUUGAUGUUCCAUCUGCUAUUGAAAUACUCCUCUCAGGAGGAUAUAAACGGCUGCCAAAAUGUAUAGAAGAUUUGGUUAUUCAGAGUACACUAUCUGAGGAUGAAAAAAAGCCCACUUUAAAGAAGUUGGAUACAAUCCUCCGAUCCAAACUGUUGGAGGUUGUACUUCCUAAUGAAAUUAGUGAGGUAACUAUUUCUGAUGGUAUUGCUGUUCUUCGUGUGGAUGGGGAGUUUAAGGUUUUCCUUACCUUGGGUUACCGUGGUCAUCUGUCAUUGUGGAGGAUACUUCACAUAGAGUUGCUUGUUGGGGAGAAGAGUGGAACUAUUAAACUUGAAGAGACACGAAGAUAUGCUCUUGGGGAUGAUCUCGAGCGCCGAAUGGCUGCAACCGAAAAUCCUUUUUUAAUUUUAUACACAGUUCUCCAUGAACUGUGUGUUGCCCUUGUUAUGGACACUGCACUAAGGCAAGUUCAGGUACUACGUCAAUGUAGGUGGAAGGAUGCAAUACGCUUUGAGCUUAUCUCUGAUGGCACUGCAGCACAAGGAGCAAAUACUAGUGCUUUGCAACUGGCCCAAGACGGUGAACUCGAUUCAACUGGCCUAAAAACUCCUGGUUUGAAAAUCAUUUAUUGGUUAGAUGCUGACAAAAAUGCCGGGGGAUCUGAUUUUAGUUCACGUCCAUUUCUCAAACUUGAACCAGGGAAAGAUACACAGAUUAAGUGUCUACAUAAUUCCUUUGUAUUAGACCCACUUACUGGCAAGGAUGCUAUUUUUUCACUCGAUCAAAGUUGCAUUGAUCUUGAGAAACUCCUGCUAAAAGCUAUUGCAUGCAAUAUACACACCCGUCUGUUUGAAAUCCAGAGGGAGUUGAGUAAAAGUGUUAACAUUUGUCGAGGUACAGGUGAUGUUGUACUGAAGAAUGAUGGAAGUAUGGUAGCAGAUCUAAGAAAGAAGGAUGAAAACUCUAGUAUUGAGGAUUAUUUUGGGGAUGAAGUACUAAAAGUGCGAGCUUGUGGGAUGUCAUUUAUUACACUUGGAAUAAAUAUCCGCGAUUGUCAAAAUCAAUCAAAAUGGUUUCUAAAGGUGUGAUGAAGGAACACCUUCUGCUUGUUGCAAACAGCAUGACUUGCACUGGAAAACUUAUCGGUUUCAACACUGGUGGUUAUAAGGCGCUCUUUCGUUCUUUCAAAGUUGAAGUACCAUUUACUGAAGCCACUUUAUUUACACCAAUGAAAUGCUUUGAAAGAGCUGCUGAGAAGCGUCAGGUUGAUUCAUUAGCCAGUGUGGUUUCAUCCUGUUCAUGGGGCAAAAAUGUGGCUAUUGGGACUGGUGCACACCAUUCCAGAUUCUUUGGGAUAAGAAACAGAUGGCAAUGAACAAAGAUAUUGGAAAAGGAGUCUAUGACUUUCUGGAGUUAUUAAGGGAGACAUCCAGUGGAGAAGCAACUGGCAGAUAUCUAGCAGAUGUUGAUGAAAUGGCAGAAGAAAAUGGAAUUUGUCUAUCACCUGACCUCGAUGGAUGUAUGACUUUUGAUGAUAGUGAUGAUGUUGAGUACAACUUUCAGAAAAGGAUUGGCCUGGUAAAUGGAAAAUCUGGCGAGUCUAGCUGGGAAGUGGAUCCAGUUUCGGUCAAGUCAGGUAACCGGGAGGGAUGGGGAGAUAAAGAAUCAACUCAUGUGGACAACUGUGAAUCCCCAGCAACCAAACAUAAUGUUUGGUCUAGUUGGGAUUCCAUCCAAGUGAAACAAAAGACUGUUGAAUCUGAGAAUCUGGCAGGUGAUACUGUACCUGGUGAAGAUAUGGAUGCACAGAAACAUUCUGGCACAGCAGAUGAGUCUGUUGCAUGGGGGAAAUGGAAGGCAGACUGCCUGGGACAAAUUGUCUCACAGGAAUUGUUGGAAUGAGGCAAGCAAGACCAAGGUGGAUUUGAAACAUGGUGAUGAGAGAGAUUAGUUGAGAAAGAGGUGAACAGGAGAAGGGAAGGGAAACAUAGGUUCAACAGCCACAACCUAAGUUCCUCAACUUGUUUUCCAAUAGGCUUGGCUAAUGAAAGGAUACACUACAUCUGUUAGGUAUUAAAGCAUCAGUAACUUACCUGGCAUUGACAUUUGAAAAGCACCCACAACUGCUCUAAAUAAGGUCUAAAUAAGUCAUCAAUAACUUAUCUGAUGGGCUUUUCUGAAAAGGAAGCACAAGUGUUCUAAACAAGGUUUAAACUAGAACAAUUUAAAUGUAUCUCUAAAGGCUUAAAUUUAUUUAUUGGUCUCAUCUGCUGCAGUGUACAUAUGGUGGUGGUGGGUAUUGUUCAUGCUACAGUGACAGAAAUAGUAAAGAGCCCCGUUACAAAUGACUUUAAACCAAAUGAAGCCCAAACUAAACUUAAACAAAGUGCACAAAAUCCAGUAUCAAAACCUUUAAGCUAGUAGAUAAGAAAAUUUAAUAAACCCUUGGGUGGAUCAGCAGGCCUUGAUGUUUCAUCAAUGGCUAUCAGAGACUGGCUAAUGCUUCCACCUUCCCUAUUGGUUAUGCAUACCUUAAUGCAGAUCAGAGGUGUUUAAUCUCACAUCAUCUAGACGUCUGAGCCCUAACCCAGGGACUUUGGAUGCUGCUGUUAGUGCCUUGAUUUGGAGAUUGUUACUUCUCAUGUCAUCAGGAUUGGGUUUUAUGACAUUGCUUAGAAUUGCUUUACACAACCUUAUUUCGAUGAUCGUAGAAACCAUCCAAUCCAAUGUUAUAUACUAUGAUGUAUAAAUGCUUAUGGCUAUCACAUUUUAUUUAAAUAGACAUCAUAAAAGUGACAAUGAGCUCAUACAUUUUUUAUAUAGAGAGCUUAUUAUUUUGCACGAUUAUGCUAUGAUUAAAUUUUAAAAUUCUGGUCUCAAUAAUUAGUUCUAUACACAUUGUUUAAUUUUCCUCAUUUAUUGUAUUAAGGGUAGGAAAGACCAUGAACAUGAUUUCUUACCUAACUGACAUAUGUUUAUUUUAUAUUCCUAUUUGAUUCAUGAGAGUUUGAAUAUAGGGCCUAAAAUAGCAGUUGAACUUGGGUGAACCUGCAUGGUGGUGAACAAUUUUCCCUAAAAUGUCCUGCUUUUCUCACGUACAUAUUAUUGGUUGGUCAUGGAAAAACUAUCCUUUUAGAUGUUACUUCGUCAAUGAACAAAUUGUAUGAUAUUUGUAACGUCAUGCUUGCUCUGAUGGUAUACAUAUCUUGGUUAUGAUAUAUUAUUUCAGUGAUGGCAAUCGACUUUCUGCUGAUGAUCAAAAGUUCAUCUUGGAGAAUGUUUUCAAGUACCACCCUGAUAAGCAAUCAAAGGUGUCUGAUCAAGUUGACUACAUUAUGGUAAGCUGGACGAGUCAUGUGUUCCCAAUAAAGCGACAAGGGCAUUGCAUGACAAUGGUCCAAACCAUGGUUUUUUUUUUUUUUUUUCCUUAAAUUAAUCUUAUUUAGUUGCAAUGUCACAUAAAGAUAUAUUUAUUUUGCUGAUGGCAGGUUGACAAGAACAUGAGCUUCCAAGACUCGAGGUGCUUUUAUGUGGUAUCAUCGGAUGGCACAAGUGCAGACCUCUCCUAUCUCAAAUGCAUGGAGGGUAAUGUCAAGCAAACUUUCUCAUAGCAUGGGGAGUCCUUUUGUUAAUGAUGUUGCCAUCUCAUCCCAUGAAAGGGUUAAACGAGGGCUUAAAAUUUUGUUAUGUCAAUAAUGCUGAUGAUAACCAUUAUUUUCUUUAGGAAACUUGUUAUGUGAGGCAUAUCAGGUAAAAUUUCACUAUUUUUAUUUUUAUUUUUAAUUUCAUUAUGAGAACUUUAUUCCA